This is a messenger RNA of Nymphaea colorata (pocket water lily), 955 nucleotides long. Its product is annotated as oxygen-evolving enhancer protein 3, chloroplastic-like. Gene Ontology annotation, biological process: photosynthetic electron transport chain; photosynthesis. Bases 116 to 829 code for a protein of 237 amino acids. The transcript has 3 exons. Gene Ontology annotation, cellular component: chloroplast; photosystem II oxygen evolving complex; extrinsic component of membrane. Gene Ontology annotation, molecular function: calcium ion binding. Lineage: Eukaryota; Viridiplantae; Streptophyta; Magnoliopsida; Nymphaeales; Nymphaeaceae. The record is from RefSeq and is a predicted model, not a curated record.
CGCUGCCCUGAGCACUUCCAGUCACACAAACAAAGAUUGCAGGAGAGGAGCUUUCUACUGUCGCGGCGGAUCAGCGGAGGAGGUCAGUGAGUGAGACAGAGGAGGAGCGGCGGAGAUGGCUCACGCAUUGGCUUCCAUGGCUGGCCUACGUGGCGCCUCCCAAGCAGUACUCGACGGAAGCCUACAUUUAAGCGGUUCGAGCCGGCUGAUGGGAGCAGAAGGUAGCAGCAGGGUGGCCUUAAGCCGGUCGGCAUUUGUUCCGAUCAGGGCUCAGCAGGCUCCACUGGAGUCAGAGGCCACAGCUCAGAGUAGCCGCCGGGCUGUUCUGGGAUUCCUUGCUGCUGGCGUCGCUGCCGGGUCUUUCGUCGAGUCCGUCCUCGCCGAGGCGAAAACCAUCAAAAUUGGACCCCCUCCUCCACCUUCCGGCGGAUUGCCUGGGACCCUAAACUCUGACCAACCAAGAGACCUGAAGUUGCCCUACAAGAACCGGUUCUAUCUCCAGCCACUUUCUCCGGAAGAGGCUGCAAAGAGAGCAAAGGAAUCAGCCAAGGACAUUGUCGGAGUCAAGAGUUUGAUCGAAAAGAAAGCCUGGUUUUAUGUGAAGAAUGACCUCCGGCUCAAGGCCUCAUACCUCCGCUAUGAUCUCGACAGUAUCAUCUCUGCAAAGCCGAAGGACGAGAAGAAGUCCCUCAAAGAACUCACCGGAAAGCUCUUUGCAACAAUUGACCAAUUGGAUCAUGCAGCCAAGAUAAAGAGCACCCCAGAGGCAGAGAAAUACUAUGAGGCGACUGUUGCUGCACUCAAUGAUGUUCUAGCAAAAAUUAGCUAGACCUAUCAACUUUGUUUUUUGUAACACAUUCUGCUAUUUGCCAUCCCAAAAUUCAAAGUUCAUCAUUCAAUUGAAGUGUACCUUUUGGGACUUUCAGUUAGCAAUGAAGAUUAUUCUACAGAUAAA